AUGCAGCUCCAGCGACGUCCACGUGAGUCCCUCACGCCCCAGCAGCUUCGUGAGUGGUACGCUAGUUGGGGUUAUAGGGGUGGCCGUGGUGGGAGUCGCCCUGGAGCGGGUCGUUCGCGAGCUUCUUGUAGUGACCAGGUGCAACGGCAGCGGCGUCCGCGCGCGGUCCUUUCGCCCCAGCAGCUUCGUGAGUGGUACGCUCAGAGUGGAGGGUCACGGAGUACUGCUCGCUGCCCGUACGUCCUUCGCACUGGUGCUCGGGCUGGUAUAGAGUCUGCUGCUCUAGGUGCUGGUGAGGCUGCUGCUCUAGAUGCUAGUGCGUCUCCUGCUCCAGGUGCCGGUGAGGCCGCUGCUCUAGGCACUAGGGAGUCCACUCCUCCAGGUGCUGGUGAGUCUGCUCUCUCUGGUACUACGCCUGCUGCGGCCUUGCACACUUUCACCCUUGACUCGGGUGCUUCCCGCUCCUUCUUUCGCGACUGCACCACACUCUCGCCGCUCAGUCGGCCAGUGGCAGUAUCUCUGGCUGACCCCUCUGGGGGUCCGGUCCUUGCACACUCCUCUACGGUCCUGCCGUGUCCGGCGGUCCCGUCUGGCUCUCUGUCUGGCCUCCACCUCCCCUCGUUCUCCACGAACUUGGUGAGUGGAGCUGACCUUCAGGACGUGUGGGUUGACCAGUUCACUCCUGGAGGUCAGCGGGUGACCCACUGUUCGUGUACUCGGACGGGCCGGCACCUGGCCACGUUCACCCGUCAGCCUGGGUCGAGCCUGUACACCCUGACUACCGUGUCUCCUCCGGUUGCUGAGUCUGGUCGGGUAGCCGCGUCGGGUCAGGUGUUUGCUGCAGCGUCCCGGUCUGGCCCUGAGUCUGCCCCCUGCUCGUGUCGCCUCCUGUCUCACGAGACUCUCCUUUGGAACCACCGCCUUGGUCACCCCUCCCUGCCUCGUCUCCAAGGCAUGGCCUCCCGUGUCCUUGUCUCAGGUCUCCCCCCUUCCCUCCCUCCCCUUCCUCCGGGGCCUGCCCCUACCUGCGUUCCCUGCGUCGAGGGCCGGCAGCGCGCCGCUCCUCACUCCUCCUAG
This is a messenger RNA of Closterium sp. Naga37s-1, 1077 nucleotides long. The record is from the annotation of a GenBank genome assembly. NCBI's taxonomy places the organism in Eukaryota, Viridiplantae, Streptophyta, Zygnematophyceae, Desmidiales, Closteriaceae.